GGAACCUAUAAGCCAAGACUUAUAGGAUCAUCACCCACGUUACGUACCACGAGCCCUAUAAACCAAAACAAUAAUUCUUCCAUGUAAUCAUCAAUUGCUUCUUUUUAAAAACAAUCCCAUUAUCAAUUCCGGCUCCGCCUCCACCGCUUCCGAUCCCCGAGACCGGCCCGCACGGGAAGACCCACCAAACUUUUAUCUCAAAUGUCGCUGAUCGCUUCACCUCAAGAGCAAAACAAGCCACCUCCAGACUCAGAACCCGGGUCCCCUUCCCCAGCAAUGGAGCGCCACAAGCAGGCUGUGACAACCAUCGCAUCAGCCGUCCGCGGCUUCUUCGAGCGUCGUGAGCCAUAUCGCAUCUUCCACGGCAGCACGAAUAGCACACGGCCUCAGCAGACAGGCAAACCCGUCGUCGAUAUCAGUGCCCUUCGAAAUGUCCUCCAGGUCGAUCGUGCGACUCGCACUGCUCUCGUCGAGCCCAAUGUUCCAAUGGAUAAACUUGUUGAGUCGACGCUGAAGCAUGGCCUUGUACCGCCUGUUGUUAUGGAGUUUCCUGGUAUCACGGCUGGAGGAGGGUUUGCAGGCACAGCUGGCGAGAGUUCCUCGUUUAAGCACGGAUUCUUCAAUGAUACUGUCAAUUGGGCUGAGAUGAUUCUUGGAAAUGGAGAGGUUGUCCGAGCAUCGCGAGAGGAGAACGCUGACUUGUUCCGUGGUGCUGCUGGAGCUGUUGGCUCUUUGGGCAUGACAACGCUUCUUGAGCUUCAACUUCAAGAAGCUAAGAAGUUUGUCAAGACGACCUAUCAUCGUACGAGCAGUGUUGCUGAAGCUGUUGCUCGUAUCCGCGCCGAGACCGAGAACCCUUCCAAUGACUAUGUCGAUGGCAUCCUCUUCUCCAAGGACCACGGCGUUGUUGUUACUGGUACCCUGACUGAUGACAAGCCUGCCGAUAUCAAGCCCCAGACCUUCAGUGGUGCAUGGGAUCCCUGGUAUUACCUCCAUGUCCAAGACCGCACUCGCAACGUUCCCUCCGCUGGCCCUACUGUCUCCGCCGAAUCUGCCUCUUCCUCUCCUGUUGAUUACAUCCCUCUCGCUGAGUACUUCUUCCGCUAUGACCGCGGUGGUUUCUGGGUUGGCGCCGCUGCUUUCACUUACUUCAAGGGUGUUCCUUUCACAAAAUUCUUCCGCUGGUUCCUCGAUGAUUUCCUCCAUACUCGCAUGCUGUACCGCGCUCUUCACGGUAGCGGCGAGUCUGCUCGUUUCAUCGUCCAGGAUCUGGGCCUGCCUUACAAGACUGCUGAGACCUUUGUCGACUACACUGCUGAGAACUUCAACAUCUGGCCCCUCUGGCUCUGCCCGUUAAAGCAGACACCUCCUCCGACUUUUCAUCCUCACACUGGCGAGACCACAACUACCGCUGACGGAACUGUGACCACUCCACCAUCGCUGAACAUUGGUCUCUGGGGCUGGGGACCUUCUGACCCAGAUGAAUUUGUCGCCAAGAACCGCGCGCUUGAAGAUAAGCUUGUUGAGCUUGGAGGUCUCAAGUGGCUCUAUGCUCAUACUUAUUACAACGAAGAGGAGUUCUGGAAGCUCUACGAUCAACAAUGGUAUGAAGCUCUGCGAAAGAAAUAUCACGCCGAGACACUUCCUACUGUUCAUGACAAGGUCAAGGUUGAUGUUGAAGCGCGAAAGGAAGAACGACAGAAGUGGAAGCGAUCUCUCAAGAGCAAGCCCCCGCUGGGCGGCCUGUAUGGUAUCUGGAAGGGCAUUCAGAGCAAGGACUACAUGCUCCACCGACACGGAGAGUGGAAGUUCAAGGAGGAGAAAUAGACGAAUACCCCUAUUUAUGUUAUGUACGAAUAGAAGAUAGUUGUAAAAGUAUCUGAACAUGGCUUGGAAGGCCAUGUUCUUAGAUGUCACAUAUACUGACAACCACACAGUGGCUGAUAGAAGAAUAGACACAAGCUAGAGAAAACCUAAUCGAUUGAAAUACUUUUUUUUAUAUUCCAA
This is a messenger RNA of Fusarium odoratissimum NRRL 54006, 2007 nucleotides long. RefSeq names its product delta24-sterol reductase. The record is from RefSeq and is a predicted model, not a curated record. Bases 202 to 1827 code for a protein of 541 amino acids. Gene Ontology annotation, biological process: steroid metabolic process. Gene Ontology annotation, molecular function: Delta24(24-1) sterol reductase activity; FAD binding. NCBI's taxonomy places the organism in Eukaryota, Fungi, Ascomycota, Sordariomycetes, Hypocreales, Nectriaceae. The transcript has a single exon. Gene Ontology annotation, cellular component: cytoplasm; membrane.